Physcomitrium patens is the source of this 5573-nucleotide messenger RNA. NCBI's taxonomy places the organism in Eukaryota, Viridiplantae, Streptophyta, Bryopsida, Funariales, Funariaceae. The record is from RefSeq and is a predicted model, not a curated record.
UUGCCAAGUGCGCACGAAGGAGGCACGAAGGAUGGAAGACGAAGGGUGCUCUGAAAACAACCAACCCGCACACACACUCACACGCCGCCUCUCUCUCUCUCUCUCUCUGUCUUGUGUGGGAUGGAUGCAGUGCCCUAAGCCCGUGCAGUAGUAGCAGUAGUGUCCAGAGAGUUGGUUGUUGAUGAUGAUGAUGAACUAACUCUAACUCACUCACUGACUGGCAUGGCACUGAUGAUUGCAACACACUGACUGACUGAUGCCUCUCUCUCCCUCUCUCUGUGUCUGGCCAUGGCGCUCCUUCCUUCCCUCCGUCCCCGCACCCUCCUCCACCGCCACCGCCAUCUCCACCUCCACUGUCCCCAUCCCCAUCCCUGUGCCUUUUAGAUCUACUGCUUACGUCUACUCUGCAUCCCCACAUUUGGUUUUCAACUAUGCUGAAAUGCGCGCUAGUAUGAAGAGCGGUGGGCAAGGAUGCGUGUCUUAAUGAAGGAUGUCUUCUCAUGAUGAUAUUUACUGCAAUAUGACUGCUUUUGUGAGAAGCAGACCUACGAGGUGGGUCGGUGCGAAAUUUUGUUAUGGAGGGUUAGCGAGUUGGUACUAUUCUCUAUCAUGCUAAUAACAUGCUUAUUUUCCUGAUCACUCCUGUUAAUCUUCAAGAACUGUGCGUAGUUGAAGGCUUUAUCUGGGUGCAAGCGGCGUGUCUAAGAUGUUUAUCAGAUACAGACGCAUGCAAUAUUGCAUGAAAUUGACGCAAUGCUUUUCUUACAAGGUUAAUGAUCAACCCAAUCGCCAGUCGUGGGCUUUUAAAAAUCAUCAGAUGUUUUUCCCUCUAAGUACUAGAGGCUGCAUUUGAUGAAAAGGCAGACUUCUACAGUGAAGUUUAGUUGUCUCAUUGCCUCUACAAGACCAUGACUACAAUGAAACCACUCUUGAUGAUUCCUGAAUCCUCUAUUCACUCACCAACGCCUAGUAGUCCCUCGUCCCCUGUAAGCACGGUUGGAAGUAGCUGUCUUCCCUGUGUUUCCAAUGAUAAGGAUCCUUAUCUCAGCCAGAGCCCUUCCCACACCUUCCUUAACGGAUCAUUCCUUUCAUAUCAAUCGGAACAUUCCUCCUUUGGUCAUGAUCGUUCUUCGUCUAGUUUACCAAGUGUAUCCUUUUCAGAUCCACAUGUAUCUUUACCAACCAUGCAGUCUUUUCCUCAGAAACGUUUAAACGAUGUAGCUUCAGAUCGUUCUGGUGAAACCAGUGAAAGCAGUAAGCAUAAAGAGAAUCGAAAGCAGACGCCUUUUGCUCUCAGAAAACUUAGGGGUCUUCUGCCUGUGCGUGAAAGUCUGAACUCCGAGUCAGACCCUAAACAUCGGGCGCCUCCCAGUGGAGCAGGUUCACCAAGGCCACCCUGGAAUGGUUUAGAUGAUGAACUUGGAGAUCCAGAGGAUUCUGCAGGACAAAAGAGUUCAAUUAAAGAGGAAAUUCCAAGAAGAAUCGUCUUCAUCAACAAUCCAGUCCGAACAAAUGAGAACUAUGAGAUGUCUGGCAAUCAAGUCCGCACUAGCAAGUACACAUUGCUGUCCUUUUUUCCAAGGAAUUUGUUUGAACAGUUCCAUCGUUUCGCCUACAUUUAUUUCCUCAUCAUCGUAAUAUUAAACCAAAUCCCAGCUCUCGCAGUGUUCGGAAGAACCGCGUCGCUUUUUCCUCUUGUUUUUGUGUUGGUAAUAACUGCUAUCAAAGACGGAUACGAGGAUUGGGGACGACACAAAUCAGACAAAGAAGAAAAUAACAGGACGUCGGUUGUGCUUCAGGAUGGGCACUACCACCCCAAGAGAUGGAGACGUAUUCAGGUCGGAGAAAUGCUCAAAAUUCAUGCCAAUGAAGCUGUCCCAUGUGAUAUGGUUCUACUUGGGACAAGUGACCCGUCAGGUGUUGCUUAUGUUGAAACACUUAAUCUUGAUGGAGAGUCCAACUUGAAGAGCAGAUAUGCGAGGCAGGAAACUGCCGACCAACAUCCGGAGAGAGGCCCAAUUGUGGGUGUUAUUGUUUGUGAGCCUCCUAACAGGAACAUAUAUGAGUUCACUGCUUAUAUGGAUUUGAAUGGACUUCAGAUACCACUUGGUCCAAACAACAUUAUUCUUAGAGGCUGUGAGGUGAAGAACACAGCAUGGAUUGUUGGAGUUGCUGUCUACGCAGGUGGAGAGACCAAGGCAAUGCUUAACAGUUCAGGUGCACAGUCAAAGAGGAGCAGAUUGGAAGAAUACAUGAACAGAGAAACUGGGUGGUUAGUUGUAUUUCUCGUAACUAUAUGCUUCGCGGGUGGAUUGGGCAUGGGGCUUUGGGUUGAGCAAAACUCGUCUUCGUUAACGAUCAUUCAGUUUUACAAGCUGACUGAUGGCUAUAUGUAUUCUGGCGUAUAUGGUGAAGGAAUAAUUGGAUUCCUGAGCUUUAUUAUCAUCUUUCAAAUUAUGAUCCCAAUUUCUCUGUAUAUUUCUAUGGAAGUUGUUCGUUUAGGCCAGUCGUACUUCAUGAUCAGGGAUAUGGAGAUGUUUCAUGCUGACACUAAUACAAGAUUUCAGUGUCGAGCCUUGAACAUCAACGAGGAUCUGGGGCAAAUUAAGUACAUGUUUUCUGAUAAGACGGGAACGCUGACAGAAAAUAAAAUGGAGUUCCACUCAGCUAGUGUAAAUGGCAUCGAUUACAGUGAUGCUUCUGCAGAGCAGUCUUCGGUUAAAGAGGAAGAGACCUGUGUCUCUGAAGCUUUUCUAAAGAAGUGGAGACCCAAAAUGGGAUCCAAGGUUGAUACCAGGUUAGUAAGGCUUCUUCAAAGCCCUCUUCACACCCAGGAAAGAAAAAUGGUUCAUGAAUAUAUGCUCGUUCUGGCAGCAUGCAAUACCAUUGUUCCGACAAGAGUUAAGAUGUCAUCCACGGGGGAGCUUGUAAUGCACGCUGCUAAUGGUGAAGAAGAUGUAGGAGUUAUAGAAUAUCAAGGAGAGUCUCCCGAUGAGCAAGCACUCGUAUCGGCAGCUGCUGCGUAUGGCUAUACUCUUAUUGAGCGGAAUUCGGCUAAAAUUGUUAUUGAUAUUAUGGGUGAAACUCAAACGUACGAAGUUCUGGGGAUGCACGAAUUUGAUAGUGUUCGAAAGCGUAUGUCAGUGAUCGUAGAAUGUCCUGAUAAAAGCAUCAAACUUCUCGUGAAAGGGGCAGAUACGACGGUGUUGGAGAUUGUUGGCAACUCAUCUGAGGUCGUCGAGUCAAGUGAGUCUAUGAAGGUUGAUUCACUUUCCGAAGUGAAGCAUUGUGCCGAGGUCCUUGUUAGAACAUUGGGACAUCUGGACAAUUAUUCAAGGGAAGGGCUGCGGACAUUGGUUGUGGCUUCAAAGGAGCUCACUCAAAGAGAAGUUGAGGAUUGGCAUUUUCAUUACGCAAAAGCUAGUACGGCUCUCACAGAUCGAGUAGACAUGCUUCGUAACGUAGCUGCUCUGGUAGAGAAAAAUUUGGUUUUGCUCGGAGCCACUGGGAUUGAGGAUAAAUUACAGAAGGGGGUGCCGGAAACCAUAGGCUUACUCAGAGAGGCAGGCAUCAAGGUAUGGGUGUUAACAGGGGAUAAACAGGAGACUGCUAUCAGCAUUGGCUUUUCUUGUCUAUUACUUACACGGGAUAUGCAUCAGAUAGUUAUUAAUGAAAUUUCCAAGGAAGGAUGUCGUGAAGCAAUUAGGAGCGCAAAAGCCACAUACGGUCUCAAAUUUGCUUCAAAAAGCCGAAGAUUUUCUUUUGGAAGGCGAAAUGCUUUGGAUGAUGAUGACCGCACAAAUAGUAACAAGCCCCUUGGAAGUUCUGUGGUCACGGCUUGGUCAACGUCUGUUUCUGGAUGCAACGAUGUUGGUGGUGGCGAAGGUCCUCUAGAACCAAAAUCUGACCAGUCUUUAGCACUAAUUAUAGACGGAAACAGUCUUGUGCAUGCUUUGUCGGAGGAGUUGGAACAAGAGCUUUUUGAGCUUGCAACAGCAUGUAAGGUUGUCGUAUGUUGUCGAGUUGCACCUCUUCAGAAAGCGGGUAUUGUCUCUCUUGUGAAACGCAAAAGCAAAGAUAUGACGUUGGCCAUUGGUGAUGGGGCAAACGACGUGUCAAUGAUACAAAUGGCUGAUGUUGGAGUUGGCAUCAGCGGGCAGGAAGGGCGACAAGCAGUUAUGGCGUCUGAUUUUGCAAUGGGGCAGUUUCGCUUCUUGAAGCGCUUUCUCCUAGUGCAUGGUCACUGGAAUUAUCAGCGCUUGGGUUAUAUGGUGCUUUACAAUUUCUACCGAAAUGCAGUUUUUGUCCUGAUGCUUUUCUGGUUCAUAUUCUAUACAGCAUAUUCUCCCCAAUCCGCUCUUACUGAUUGGAACUUAGUUUUUUACUCUCUGUUGUACACUUCUCUACCUACAAUUGUAGUUGGAGUAUUGGACCAGAAUUUGAACCACAAGACCUUACUAGACUACCCUUCCCUAUAUGGCUCUGGUCAGUGUGAGGAAGGCUACAACCGAAGGCUCUUCUGGGCUACCAUGCUGGAUACGCUUUGGCAAAGCCUCGUCCUUUUUUAUGUCCCAUUUUUUGUUUACAAUGAAUCUGAAAUCGACCUUUUCAGCCUUGGGUGCGUCUGGAUUAUAGAUGUAGUUUUGCUAGUUAAUAUUCAUUUAGCAAUGGAUAUUCUACGUUGGAACUGGCUUACGCAUGCAGCUGUUUGGGGAUCUAUAAUUAUCACCUUCCUUUGCCAGAUUGUCAUGGACGCGAUACAAUCAGCUGAUCAACUUCCUCACUAUUGGGUGUUCUUUCAUGUAGCUGCUGAUAUUCGUGCCUGGCUCAGUCUCCUCCUCACUGUGAUCAUAGCAUCGAUCCCCCGCUUUUUUGUUAAAGCCUUAUUGCAAAGAGUAUGGCCAACAGACUUACAAAUUGCAAGGGAGGCUGAAAUUAUAGGGCGUUGUAAUAGACGGUCUGGAACUUCGAUGGAGCUCAACGAGGUCCCUCUCGCUGCUGAUGCGUCGUAACCAAUGUUUUAUAUUUAUCUGGAAGGUUUCGUGACUUCACAAUGCAUUUUUCUCAUUGUUAGCUUAAGUACCUGACGAGGUGCUUAACCCAUUCGACCUGACAUCGACAAACCCAUCAGAUCCUGCUUAAGCGCUACCUUGAGCGCAUUUUCAAAUGCCCCAAUCAAAAUUCAACCGGUAUGCGUACACAGCGUUGAUACCUGGACAUGAGUUCUGGUGGUUAGCCUUUGUUCGAGUAGAUAAUUGAUUCGGCCAUUUUUAUUCUUUAUGUCCCAUCAUGAGAGCAUCUACAUGGGCCAGAGAUUGUAAGCAUCUAUUAACUAUUUUAUUUUUCGUCCACCUGAUCACUUUGAAGACAGUUUAGAUUGUCACAGUAUCAUUUAUUCAAUUAUUUACUGUACAGGACGUAUUACUCUGGUUACAUCUGUAAUUACAUUUUCAGAUUCUCCGUUGCAUUUGAAAGCGCAAAGUUUUCCAUACAUCGUUUGAACCAUGAGCUACUUUAUUGAAAUGUCGAUUACAGAUGGGGCUGUGCUUUUACUGUUUAGCAGUUCAACCCAA